AAAAUGACUCCCUAUCCAUAGUCAGUCGUGACCUCUAUACCAAGGCCAGGAUACCAAGCUACAAUCGAAUCUAAAAUGGCGUCUUUAGCUGAGCAACUGCGUGCGUUAUCGAAUCCUGAACCAAGUCGUAUCGAUUUGGAUGAAGACGAAUUUGAUGUCACAAGAGCACAAACAAUCAAAAAGGCGAUCGACAGCGAAGACUUUGAAGAUCAAGAAGCCCCGGUCGCCAAUAAUUUACGUAAGAAAACAGCCACUUUGUUACAAGAUGUUGACAAGAAGUAUGCCGGGCACAAGAUUUCACGAGCUCAACUUGAAGCCUCACGAGGACACGACGCUGGUUCAGACGAAGAGGAGGAACAUGACGAAGAAGAGGAAUCGGAGAGUAACUCUGGUGAUUAUUUGAAUGGAGUUGGAAAACCAGAGGAUGAUGAUGAUAUCAACAGUAAGGAAGAUAAUACUGAUGGAAGUGAAAAUCAAGUGGAAGGUGUUACUUUUUCUGAUGAUAAUGAUGAUGAAAAUGUUGAUAAUGAUGAAGAAGACAGUCUACAUUCAGGAACUGAAAAUGAAAGUGAGGAAGAAUUCUCCAGUGCGGGUGAGGAUUCAGACAUUAAUGGAGCUGUUGGUAAAAGUGAUGAUGAUGAUAUUGAAGAAGAUGAAGACAUGGGUAAUAAUACCAUUCAACAGUUUUCCUCAACAAGUCUGAAAGAAGACAUUGAGAAAGGAACUGCUGCAAAACAUCAGCUCAGUUUGUGGGAUAGUUUCCUUGAGAUGCGUAUUCGACUACAGAAAGCUCUUUUGAUUGCCAACAGACUUCCACAGCAUGACCAGCAUGCAUCCUUAAAUUUCUCCGGAGACAAGAACUUAAAAGAAACCUAUAAAGAAGGGAGAAAAUCAGUAGCAAAACUUCUUGGAAAUCUUCUGUGGAUACAGGAAAAGCUACUGGACCAAAAUCCAGACACAAAGGACAUUUUAUACUCAGGAAAGGAGUCCAGCAAAAGCGCUGGUCAAAGAAGUGAUGAGGAUGAGGAAAUACCCAGUGAUACAGAAGAUGAGAAGAGUGAUAAUGAUGAUGAGAAGAGUGAUAAUGAUGAUGAGAAGAGUGAUAAUGAUGAUGAGAAGAGUAAUAAUGAAGAUGAUGAGGAUGAUAAUGCUGGCAACAAAGAUCAAGUAAAUGGUAAACAAACAGAAGGAAGCCUGAAGCUUCCAGCAAAAAGGAAACAUGAGUUGUCAGCAUCAGAAUAUGCAGAUUGUAUUUGUAAGCGGCAUGCUGCCCUUAAGGAUUUCAGAGACUCUACAAUAUCAAAAUGGAGUGAGAAAACUCGACUGGCUUCUGGAAAAAUUAACAGCAAGACUUUUGGUUCUUUUGACCGCUCUGCACUGGCACAGAUAAAUCAUAUUUUAUCUGAUAAAGGUCGUCUCACAAAACGCACUCAACUGAAAAGGACCUCAUAUAGAGUCUUAGGAAAGUCGGAAAAAGAGGAAAUCCAAGAUAUGGACUCAAACAAGGAACAGUCCGACUUGCAUUUAAAAGACUAUGAUGAGGAGAUAUUUGAUGAUGAUGAUUUUUACCAUCAGCUUUUGAGGGAAUUUAUAGAACAGCGAACCAGUGGAAACACUAAUAAUCCUAUUGAGAUGGGAAGGCAAUGGCUAGCACUUCAAAAACUACGAAGAAAAGUGAAAAAGAAAGUUGAUACGAAGGCCAGUAAAGGCAGAAAAAUUCGGUGAGUCUUAACUCUAGAGCCGCGAGAAAUAAUAAGCAUCUAGUUUCUCGUCAUAGAAUCACCCCUGAAUCAACCUGUAAAGUUAUGAGAAUUUGGAAAAUGAUCGCCAACUAAAGAUGCUCUCGAUUGCUAAACACAUUUUCCUGGUCAGUUUCAUUAGAAAUGUUUACUUAUUUUUUUUUUUUAAUGUUAACCUACUUCUGAAGCAGUCUAUAAGCGGAAAAAAUUAAAGGAAAGAGUCACUGAUACAGACCAUUUUUCAGUUCAGUUUCUCGUCUAUAUUACGUUCUGUGAUUGGUUGUUCAAACUCGGCCAACGUGUCAACCAGUCCGAUGCAAACUAAUCGCGCACCUGCGUUUUCCCGCGCUUAGAUGACCUGGCUCGUUUUUACUUCAAAU
This is a messenger RNA of Pocillopora damicornis (cauliflower coral), 2119 nucleotides long. Its product is annotated as protein AATF. Lineage: Eukaryota; Metazoa; Cnidaria; Anthozoa; Scleractinia; Pocilloporidae. The record is from RefSeq and is a predicted model, not a curated record. Gene Ontology annotation, cellular component: nucleus; nucleolus.